AUGGGGGAGGUGAAGUUGUAUGGGGUGUGGGCAAGUUCCUACUGCAACAGGGUCCAAAUGGCCCUCAAACUUAAGGGCAUACCCUACGAGUAUGUGGAAGAAGAUGUAAGCAACAAGAGUCGAUCGCUUCUCAACUACAACCCUGUUCAUAAGAAGGUCCCUGUAUUGGUACAUAACGGUAGACCCAUCGCUGAGUCUCUUGUAAUUCUGGAAUAUGUUGAUGAGUUCUGGAAGAAAGCUCCCCUACUACUGCCGGAAGACCCAUACGAAAGAGCUAAGGUCCGCUUCUGGGCCAAUUUUUACGAUCAAAAGUUGAGCCCGAGUAUCAACUCAAUUGUGAAGACGGGGGGCGAAGAGCAAGAGAAAGCCAUAAAAGAGCUCCUGGAGAACAUGAGAGUGAUGGAAGAAGAACUCUUUGAGAAAGAGAGUACUGUAACAGCAAGGUCACCUUUCUUCAAUGGAGAUUCCCCAGGAUUCCUGGACAUUGUCAUGGGAUCGAGUAUGUGCAACCACCGUGCUGUGAAGGAGGCCCUGGUGGUGGGUACCGACUUGAUCAACCUAGACAAGUACCCAUUUUGCUAUUCCUGGCUCACCGCUCUUGAAGAACACCCUAUCAUGAAAGACACACUUCCACCCCAUGACAAACUGGUUGAACUCAUUCGGAAGUGGAGAGAGAAGCUUGCUCAUUAA
This is a messenger RNA of Nelumbo nucifera (sacred lotus), 690 nucleotides long. RefSeq names its product glutathione S-transferase U9. Gene Ontology annotation, biological process: glutathione metabolic process. NCBI's taxonomy places the organism in Eukaryota, Viridiplantae, Streptophyta, Magnoliopsida, Proteales, Nelumbonaceae. Gene Ontology annotation, molecular function: glutathione transferase activity. The record is from RefSeq and is a predicted model, not a curated record. Gene Ontology annotation, cellular component: cytoplasm.